Capsella rubella is the source of this 697-nucleotide messenger RNA. Its product is annotated as SKP1-like protein 14. Bases 91 to 597 code for a protein of 168 amino acids. Gene Ontology annotation, molecular function: cullin family protein binding. The record is from RefSeq and is a predicted model, not a curated record. Gene Ontology annotation, cellular component: nucleus; cytoplasm. Gene Ontology annotation, biological process: SCF-dependent proteasomal ubiquitin-dependent protein catabolic process. The transcript has 2 exons. Lineage: Eukaryota; Viridiplantae; Streptophyta; Magnoliopsida; Brassicales; Brassicaceae.
AACUCCAUUCAACAAUCUCUCAUUCAGUUUCUUAGAUAAAAUCUCCUAAACAUCUUCUUCUACGGUUUAAUUAACCACAAAACAAGCAAUAUGUCUUCGAACAAGAUUGUGUUGACAAGCUCUGAUGGCGAGUCUCACGAAGUUGAGGAAGUGGUUGCGAGAAAAUUAAAGAUCGUAGGGCCAAUGAUCGAAAACGACUGCCCCGACAAAGCAAUCAUCCUUCAAAACGUUACAGGGAAGAUCCUCGCCCUGGUUAUCGAAUAUUGCAAAAAGCAUGUCGAUGAUGAUCAAGUAGAUGCAUCUGAGGAGGCGAAGAAGAAGCUCAAGGAUUGGGACGAGGAGUUCAUGAAGAGUCCUGAUCUUGAGACGUUCGUCAAACUCAUGCAAGCUUCUAACUAUCUCAACGGUCUUCUUGGUCUCACUUGCCAGUCCGUUGAAGAUUCCAUCAAAGACAAGAGUGUAGAGGAAAUUCGAGAAAGCUUCGGUCUGGAGAACGAAGAAGAAGAGGCGAUUCCCCGGAACACGCUUGAGCUUUUGAAGACCCAAGACCUUAGAUGUUUUUUAAACCCUAACAAUUGCUUUCGUUUCUUUCUUUAAUUUUCCAUAAAAGAUUUUAUGAAUUAAUGGUUUAUGUUUCUGUUUCUCAAGCGUGUGAUCAACUUUUAGGCUUAUGCUUCAUCUCCAUUCAAAGAGAUCA